AUGCGGAAGGACGGCCCUGUGCUGGCGAUGGGCAUCGAAGGCAGCGCGAAUAAGCUGGCGGUUGGUAUACUGUGGUGCCGACCCAACGGCGAGACGGAGAUCCUGUCGAACCCUCGCAAGACGUACAUCACACCGCCCGGCCACGGCUUUCUGCCGCGGGAGACAGCGUGGCACCACCAGAACCACGUUGUGGCUAUUGUUCGGGCAGCAUUAGUCGAAGCCAACGUCUCUCCACAAGAGUUGGACUGUAUCUGCUACACCAAAGGUCCAGGCAUGGGCGGUCCGCUUCGCUCGGCUGCUGUCUGCGCGCGCAUGUUGUCGCUGUUGUGGAAGAAACCGCUUGUGGGCGUCAACCAUUGUGUCGGACACAUUGAGAUGGGCAGGACAGUGACCAAAACGACGAAUCCAGUCGUGUUGUACGUGAGUGGUGGCAAUACGCAAGUCAUUGCUUACUCGAUGCAGUGCUACCGAAUCUUUGGCGAGACGAUUGACAUUGCAGUAGGAAAUUGCUUUGACCGGUUUGCACGAGUGCUCAAGCUCUCAAAUGACCCGAGUCCCGGAUACAACAUUGAACUGCUGGCGAGAGAAGGCAAGAAGUUCAUUGAGCUGCCUUAUAUUGUGAAAGGCAUGGACGUGUCGUUCUCGGGCAUCUCGACGUUUAUCGAGAAAGCGGCCGACAGCAAGAUUCAGUCGGGCGAAUGUUCGAAGGCAGACUUGUGCUACUCGUUGCAAGAGACGAUUUUUGCGAUGCUUGUGGAAAUCACGGAGCGUGCAAUGGCGCACUGUGGACAGUCAGAGGUGCUCAUUGUUGGUGGUGUGGGAUGUAACUUACGUCUUCAGGAAAUGAUGAGCGUCAUGGCGAAGGGGCGUAAUGGCCGCGUCUGCGCAAUGGAUCAUCGUUAUUGCGUUGAUAAUGGCGCGAUGAUCGCUCAAGCUGGGGUUUUACAGUUCCAGUAUGGAGAAACGACGCCACUUGAGGAAGCCACGUGCACCCAAAGGUUUCGCACUGAUGAAGUCCAUGUAGGUUGGCGCUCCGAUUGA
Molecule: messenger RNA, 1041 nt
Organism: Hyaloperonospora brassicae
Lineage: Eukaryota; Oomycota; Peronosporomycetes; Peronosporales; Peronosporaceae
Source: the annotation of a GenBank genome assembly